Molecule: messenger RNA, 4526 nt
Organism: Rhagoletis pomonella (apple maggot)
Lineage: Eukaryota; Metazoa; Arthropoda; Insecta; Diptera; Tephritidae
Exons: 4
Coding region: 975-4526 (1183 amino acids)
Source: RefSeq, a predicted model, not a curated record
GCGAAGGAUACGUUCGUAGUUGACGGAGGAUACGUACGUGUUAGCGUUUUUUAAGUUCCCGCGAGCUGCGUGCAUCUGUGUGUUAUAAACGGCCCCACAGUGUGAAUUUUAAAUGAAAUGGCAUUGAGCUUUAAUUAUGAAGAAAAGCGGCCACAGUGAGCCUAUGGCUGCUGGUGCUCCUAAGUGUGGAUGCAUAGUGCAUUUGUGUAAGCGGCUCUAAGUGUUGUAAAUAAUUUAUACGGGCUAUAUGUUCGCAUUGUUGAAGCUGUCGUUCAUUGUGCCUAUUGCUGUCAGUUGCCGAGAGCGUUGUUUUAGUAGCACCCGGUUCAAGUUCAAAGCUGAAAGUACUUCGUAUAAUCUGAUUACCGCUGAAAGCGUCCAGUCGCACUCACUCAGCGUUCAUCUUCGCGUACAUCGUGGUCUACCAUUAAAUUUCGUGUGUUCGUGAAACCCGCUUCGGCACCCGCAUCCGAUGUGAUGCUGGGUAAAAUUUUGUCGAAUUAACAUAUCAAUUAGCUCCAUACACAUCCUUUGAUUCAAAGUAAUAAACAUAUGUAUGUAUGUACAUAUGCACACUCAAACAUGGAGCAAAGUCGUGACCGUAAUUUUGAACGCAAAAUCAGUGGAGUUCGAAUGGUACUGAAAGUCAACCACAAACGUGUACGCUCAGGUCAUAUCCACUGAGUUUCGGCGGCAAAGCCUGCAAUCAUCAGCAAAGCGUCAUCGUCCUCCCCACCAGCUUUAGAACUGUCGCAACCAAUAAAUUUGCUUUGGGAAAUCAAAAUGUUAUAGUUAUAUACGCACAAUUAUACCAUACGGUAUACAAACAUAGCUUCUGGCUUGUAAUGGAAAACUGAACCACGAUCUUAGAGUCGAACAGAAGCUUGAAAUACACGUGCAUAGAUAUGUAUUAAUGUAAGCCUACGAAAUGCUCUUCAAACGCAUUUCAUCCAUUAAUUUACGAAGUAGACAAUAUGAACGACGAACGCGGCUUCCAUCAUCAACGAAGACCACCUGACGUCGAAGAGGCGCUUUCAUCCAUGCUUUGGAGGCCAUAUGAGCGUAACUCUAGUGAUAGUUCCUCCGACGAAGAAGAUCAGAAGGGGCGGACCAAGCGGUUGCGUAAACCCCAUAGCUAUUAUGAGCAUCGAAUCACCUACGAACCAUUUACAUCAUCAUACUUUGGUGAUGAUGACCAGUUAGAACCAACAGUGGCGAUAACAACAACCCCGGAAAGUGCAACCAGCACCCUGCAAUCAAUACCUUUUGUGCCUUUUUCCAAUUUUUUCUACGACAAUGUGAACAACGACGAUACAUCCGGAAGUAGUCAGUGCGAACUCAAAGUAUUUGAGUCUAAUCAUAAAGAAGCUGGAAUAUAUAAAGACCGUUCUUUCCGAUUCUCAUAUCCGUACUAUGUCCCGAUUCCCAGCCUUAACAAAUGGUGGUCUGCGUCAAAUACCUCAAAGGAGCCACCUUCUUAUGAAUCUCUGUACGUGAAGGAUUCAGCAACAGCGGUGGUACUCGAUACUGAUGACACAAGCUCAAGCUGUCAAGCUGAUACACUGACAGUAUUCCCUGACGGGCAAUACGAUUCUCUCAAAUGUGAUAAUUAUAAGGAAGAGCCAACUCAGAGAGAGGACUUUUUAAGUUUGAAUCAAGAGGACUCCCUUCAGGCAACGGGUCAGAUUAACUUGGAACUCGCUGUCCAUUUCAACAACAAUGUCCAAGUUGCAACGCAUGAACAAAGCAUUGAGGCAAGAGCAGGGGCUACGUUGCAGUGGGGCGACAAAAUGCAGCUGACGAAUGGCCGAUCACAACAAACUGAAAAGUACAACAUUACCAACAAUAACCAUGGCGAAGAUGAUGAUAACGAAUCGAUAGAGAAAAACCAACUAAAACGGUACCAUCAGUACAUACAAUCGCAAUUCACAAACAGCUCACAACCAAACACAAUGGCACGAGCGAUAGCUACAUCAGUCACAGGGGUUACGGAUAGCAGUAUAAAAGGAAAUGAAAGAUCAAAACCAAUAUCACACGAGAGAGAGGAGGUCAGUCAACCUGUUCCCUGCAUUAGCAGAAGCCAAAACCCCUUUCUCCUCUCGUAUUUACACAAUAGCAUCGUAAACAACCAGAAUUGUAGUAACAAUAACGACGCUCUACUCAACACAAUGCCAGUGGAUGUUAGUUGCCCCAACAGUGGUAGACGAAUGAACGCUGCUGCAAUAAACACAAUAACUAACUUAUUUGCCGUGGCUUGGAGCGACAAAGCGACAACAGCUGAGAGAGAAUGUGGUAGCCGCUGGGAAAGCCACUUCGUUGAACGACGUACUGCGCCACCAGUGGUUGAUGCAGUGACGAUCAUUCAGUCAGCGACGUGCUCAUUCGACGGUCGUGCUAGCGCGCAUCAUUCGCGAUCUUCGUUAGUUACCUUAUCGUCGUAUUCGAAUUUAUGGAAAAAGACGUUAAGCGGUGUAAGAUCAAAAGUCAAAAGAGCGACGCGGCCAAGUUCCGAAAACCUUCGUAACCCAUCCGUCUCACCACUGGAUACUCUUACACCCAAUAAAUGCUUGGCGGAACUCGAGCGCUUGUACGCUGAAUUUCGGGCGAGUGAAAGUGCGCUAGUGGCCGCUCGUAACGAUGCUGAUGAAAGCAGCAUAAGCAGUCACUGCCGCCAGAAAUGGCUUAGUCGAAGUCAAAGUGAUAGUGGGGACAGUGCUUGCGGCCAUGGUUGUGAAUUUUUGAACAACAACGACACCAAAAAAAUCAUUGAAUCCACGAACAAUAUGCGGCUCAACAUACCCGCCGCGGCGAAUACGUCAUUGUGUUCUCCACCCUCGGAGUCACAGGCGCAGCAAGUGCAUACGCUUAAAGUUUUGCCAGCCGGCAGUUCGAGCAGCGUCUUUCUAACUAGCUCCAACUGUGCGACCACAGGUUGUCUGACCAGUAAUAGUCGGGCGAAAAGUAGCAGCGACGAUCGAUGUAAGAAUCUGCUGCAGAAAACAAACAAUAAUAACGGUGACUGCUCCACUAAUGUGAGGAAUCAAGAAAUCAACCAUGACGAAGUGGUUGAUGUCAUUCGAAAUGACAGCAAGAGUAAUAACGCAAUGGUCGCGGUGUUGGCCUCGUCGGUCAUUCGGAGUCAGCCGAGCCUGACGAUACACGUGAAUUCGGAUAACAGUGAUCAAAAUAAUAAUAAUAAUUGCACUAAUAAUAAAAACAAUGCUAAUUGCAAUAAUGAAAAAAAUUAUUGUAAUGAUUGCGUCGGCGGAGAAGCCACGCCGUUGAAUGUAGGCGCACAACCAAAAAAUAUGGUUAAAUGCAAUGGCGUUAGUGUAAUCAAUUGUAAUUAUUCCAGUGUUAACACAAUCAACAAGAGUGCGUGCAAGUUGAGUGCAACUACUGCAAUCACAACAAUAACCACACCAGUGAGCAGUGUAAAUAUCAAUAAAAGUGUCAGUCAAGUCUGUCGAGUACCAAAUGUGCUAUGCACUGUCAGAAAAAGCGAUAGUUGUAGUAGUAUUAUUGGUGUUAGUGGUGCCAAAAAUAACGGCUUUGUGAUCAACAAUGUAAAUGUUGCCGACAGUGUAAAUAGUAUAAAUUCACAUGCUGGGUCACAUGGUCAGGAAAUGCGAACCCAACAGGUCCCAAAUAGUUCCACGACCAUACCUCUUAUAAGAUCGACGCCAUCAAUAGCAGUGUUAUCGCAGACAAUGGUGGAGACUCCAGCACCAACAAGUGUAUCUGUCGUCAUUUCUCAACAGCCACGUACGUUUACGUCAACAGAAUGUCAAACCGACGAGACCUUGUCCACGCAAAUGCGAACCGAUCGGGGUCCCGUCUCACCAGUUUUAAACCGCGUGCAAAGACGUCGCGACAGACGUGAACGACGGCUACUACUUCAGCAACUAUCUUCUUCCUGUUCACAUCAAUUACAUCUGCCUUCUCCCUUACGUCGUCCACAAGACCACCACUCAAUGCCUCCUGGACCAGUACCUAUUACGGGUAUAUCCGCGAUGCAUUUGCAAUCCAAUAUACAACAUUCAGCGGGGUCUUCCAGUACCACGAUGCCUGCAACAAUUUCUACGCUGUUACGGCCUAUGAUACCGGAUCUAUUACAAAGGCAUUUCCCCCCACCCUAUAGUGCGUUGCCAUUAAAUGGCUGUGCAUUAACGGCGACAACAUCGCCUCCUCCUCACCCAAUAGUAGGACUUGUGCCACCACCAGGGACAACGCUCAUUACGCCAGUGAUAUCAACGGUUCCUAUGCCAGGUAGUGCACCACCAGUCGCAAAUGAUGGCCGAUUUACUUUGCCACUGCCAAUUAUAAGAAGAUCACCCUCAGAACGUUCUCGGAAAGGCUGUUGCGGCCAAUGGUUUGCCGGACCCCCGCUUCGAGCCUUGAUUGCUGUCGUUGCUCUGGGCGGCGUAGCUUGCGCUUUGGGAGGCGCAGCAUUAGGUGCUACAGGCCUCGCAGGACCUCCCAGUUCGCACCUAACGGCUGCUCUUUUAAUGAUAGGUAGAAUUUAA